Echinostoma caproni is the source of this 441-nucleotide messenger RNA. The record is from the annotation of a GenBank genome assembly. NCBI's taxonomy places the organism in Eukaryota, Metazoa, Platyhelminthes, Trematoda, Plagiorchiida, Echinostomatidae.
AUGAUGAUCAUUCGCAUGAUGAUGAUGAUGAUGAUGAUGAUUCGAAUGAUGAUGACUAUGAUGAUGAUGAUGAUUCUUAUGAUGAUGAUGAUGAUGAUGAUGAUGAUGUUGUUGAUGAUGAUGAUUCGGAUGAUGAUGAUGAUGAUGAUGAUGAUGAUGAUGAUUCGGAUGAUUAUGAUGAUGAUGUAUGAUGAUCAUGUUGAUGACGAUGAUCGUGAUGAUGAUGAUGAUGAUGAUGAUGAUGAUGUAGAAGAUGAUGAUGAUGAUGAUGAUGACGAUGAUUCGGAUGAUGAUGAUGAUGAUGAUGAUCAUGAUGAUGAUGAUGAUUCGGAUUAUGAUGCUGAUGAUGAUGAUUCGGAGCAUGAUGAUGUUAAAGAUGAUGAUGAUGAUGAUGAUGAUGAUGAUGAUGAUGAUGAUGAUGAUGAUGAUGGUGAUUCUUGA